AUGGCCAGCACGGGAUGGCAGCUGAGAGGCCGAGACUGGAGCCUCGGGCUCCCUCCCAUGCUCUCCAUGGCCCCUCCUCCACUCCACAGCUACCUGCUGCCUCGUCAGCCUUAUUAUGAUGCUCAUUUCACGGAGAAGACACAGAGGGGAUACUGCUCCCCUACUUACCAGGAGUCUGAACAAGAUCAGGGAUUGGGCCGGGCCAGAGAAGCCAGUUCCAAGAAGGCUGGACAAACAGUGACCCCAGCAGUGAUCCUGAGGGACAAAGAGUACACUGACCCUCUCGGGGUCGCAGCCACCUCACCAGAAAUGGGCACAAGAAAUAACCCCGAAGAUCAAGCUUUGAGCGGGCAUUCCACUUGUGACGCCACAGCAAGGGGUCUCCCCUCGUGUUCCCUGUCCUUUACCGGCUCCAAGGACAACACCUCCCGGCCAAUGCCUGGAUGGCACUCCAGCACCCUGGAAGGGCAGGGGGCCCUGGGCAAGCGGGCGUCACAGCAAGGCCGUGCUCUCUUUGCAGAAGGACACGGGUUCCUGUAUGAAACCUCCGGGAUCCGGCCGCGGUUCUCCUGGCAGGUCGCCUCCUUUGGUGCUUCCCCCACGACCCCCACCCGAUUUGCCCUGGCGGGCUUCCACGCGCUCGUCGUCUCCUGGAGCGACCGUGACCUGAAGGACGCCAUGCAAGAGUCCCAGGGGCAGCAGUUCGUGUAGCGAGGGUCCCCAUCCCCUUCGGCUCAGCAGGAAAUCUGCACACACAUCUUGAACCAGUUUGGCUACUGCUCAGAGGGCUUUUCCUGGGAUGGCUCAGCUGUCUUCCCAGAACCACCCGUCAUUAGAAUAUAUCCCGGCACGAUUCGUCCCGUCACUCGGCACAUCAGAUACUACUCCAUGGCCCUACUGAACAACGUGAAGGAGCGGGCCGCCUGGUUCCAAACACCGCACGUCCUCUGGCCCUGGGGCUGUGACAAGCAGUUCUUCAACGCCUCGCUCCAGUUCACCAACAUGGACCUUCUGAUGGAAUUCAUCAACUCUAACUCCGCCUCCAAGCUUGGCAUCUCUGUGGAGCACGCCACACUGGCCGACUACUUCCGUGCCAUGCACACUCACAAUGUCACCUGGAACAUCCACGACCGGGACUUCCUGCCCUAUUCCUCAGAUCCAUUUCAGGCCUGGACCGGCUUCUACGCAUCCCACAGCGGGCUCAAGGGGCUGGCAAGGCGAGUCAGCACACUGCUGUAUGCCGGGCAGUCCGUGUCCACUUGCUACAUGUGGCCGGCCCCCCAGCAGCACCUGGGCCUGGACCGGGCCCUGAAGCACUGCAGUGGCCCCCUGGGCGGUCUCCGAGGUGACGUCACACGUCUCGGUGACGGUACCAGGUUGCAAACCCCCUGUGCGGUGUGCUGUCCCAACCCCUGGUCACUAGACGUCCACUUUCCAGAUGAGAACACUGAGGAGGCCUGUGGUCACAGGCAAGUGCAUGUGGACAUGGGCCAAGGCGAGGACAGUGACAGUGUUCAUCUGGGGGCUGCAGGAAGCUUUCGGGCCAAAUUUACGCAGAGGAGACGGGAGGGUGCCUGGAGCAUUCCAGCAGCUUUUAUAGGAAGACUGGGCGGCAGAGACGAACCUGGGACGGGACCCAUCCAGAUGUCUGUUUCUUGCCCAAGCCAGGGGACUCAGGCAGUGGGUGUCCACAAGGUCACCAGCCCCUCUGAGACUCAGUUUCCUCUUGUGAAAAGUGGGAGGGACCCUCACCUUCUCCACAGGCACCUGGCGAGAGGGAAGGAGAGCCAGCACCAGGGAGGUGAGCGGGUGCUCUGGAGAGGCGGGUCCCGAUCCCAUGCUUCCCCUACUCUGGUCGGGCUACGGGUGCAGCACCACGACGCCAUCCCUGGGACUGAGACGCCCAAGGUGAGGGACAGGUACGUGGAGAAUCUGAGCGCGGGGAUGCACGGCGUGCACAAGCUGAUGGCCUGCAUCGUCCAGGACAGGACCCCAGCCCACUCAGGUAAACGAGGCCCCCGCAGGAUGCUUCUGCAGACCUGGGAGGAGGCUGUGACCGUGCUGACCAGAGAGCCCGCGGGGUCACGGAGCGGCACUGGAACACCUGAGUCUCAGGGCACCCACAGCAGAAACAGAGAGGUUGUGGACGGGCUCAGGGUCGCUCAGCCAGGAACCCACCGGUCCCCAUACACAGGUCCCCUGGGAGCUCUCAGGGCUGUGUCUCACCUGCCUCCAUUUCCAUGUGACAAGGGCACCCAGGUGUGUAGGGUGAGUCAAAGGGCAGCAGGUAAAGCCAGGUCUCUGCGUUUAGACCCAGAACGUGGGGGACACGUUGUCGUGGUCUUCAACCCCUUGGCCUGGACGGUCACCACCAUCAUUACCCUGACUGUGGACUCCUCCUGGGUCAGCAUCACCGAUGCGUCAGGCCACCCGGCGCCUGCACAGGUCCAGAAAGCAAGGGAGAAACAACCUACAUAUGACCUGCAUGUGCUGACCAUUCCGGGCCUCAGUUACUGGCACUAUGGCAUCAGGAGCACCGAGGGGGCCCAGACAAGGGGGCCCAUCCACGAACCAGUUGCCAAUAGUUCCACCCAGUUUGGGCGCAGGCCGUGGACGUACACUGGUCCAGGGAUCAGGCACCUGUUGCGGGUGAAGAAUGACAUUAACACCGUGAACCUGGACCGUGACACCAACCUGAUGCACAGCAUGUGGGAGAGAGAGAGUAACCGCACAGUGCAGGUGACCCGGGAGUUCAUGGAGUACCACGUCCACAAUGAUAUGGAUCCGCAGCCCAUUUCUAAUAACUACGCGUCUGCACCCGAUGAGACCGCGAAGCGCCCCCGGAAACCAGUGGGAAUGCAGAUUGUGGCGGGGGAGCUCAGGACCGAGAUCCGGCAGUAACCCUACAGGUGCACUCGGGGACAGGAUCACACAUAGACCAUCUACUCCCGACUCACCCACGUCCCACGAAGCCACAGCAGAGAGCUGCUCUGCCGUCGCAUCGAGCAGGAGUACCGGAGGGGGGCCUUGCAGCUGAACCGCGAGGCCAUCCUGAGGACCAGCGCCAGUCUACACAACGGCCGGGUCCUCUCCUCGGACAACAGCGGCUGCCGGAUGCAGCGGAUGCACUUCCGGAAAUACACGAACAACAUGAACAACAUCACUCGGGCUCCCCUCGCGGAGAGCAGGUGCAAAGUGCCGGGUCCAGACUGGAGGACUGGGGCUCAGAGGGGUCCUCACUGCCGCCCUCCUUCUGUCCCUGAAGGCCAUGGAGGAAAGGCCAAGGCAGACCUCCGCUGCGUCCUGCUGUGGCUCCACCACCUGUGUGAGGUCGGGGGGGACCCGGUCCUGUCUCAGCCUGUGACGGUGAAUCUGAAGGUCGUGCUGGGAGGGCUGGGUCCCAUGGUGGCCGUGGAGGAGCGCUCACUCAUGGGGACCUCGGACGUGAGCACCCCACCACAGAGGCUUCUCGAGGAGUUGCUUGUCUUGAAGUUGAAGUGUGGCCGAGAAGAGAGGCUGCUGGACACUGUCCUCUGGGAAAUGUUGCUGACACCAGUUCCAGGACCGUGA
Neofelis nebulosa (Clouded leopard) is the source of this 3570-nucleotide messenger RNA. It is a transcript of the gene MAN2B2, whose product is annotated as mannosidase alpha class 2B member 2. Gene Ontology annotation, biological process: mannose metabolic process. Lineage: Eukaryota; Metazoa; Chordata; Mammalia; Carnivora; Felidae. Gene Ontology annotation, cellular component: lysosome. The record is from RefSeq and is a predicted model, not a curated record. Gene Ontology annotation, molecular function: carbohydrate binding; alpha-mannosidase activity.